This is a messenger RNA of Mugil cephalus (flathead mullet), 1418 nucleotides long. RefSeq names its product transmembrane 6 superfamily member 2b (gene tm6sf2b). The record is from RefSeq and is a predicted model, not a curated record. Gene Ontology annotation, cellular component: endoplasmic reticulum-Golgi intermediate compartment membrane; endoplasmic reticulum membrane. The transcript is spliced from 11 exons. The coding region runs from base 156 to 1301 and encodes 381 amino acids. Lineage: Eukaryota; Metazoa; Chordata; Actinopteri; Mugiliformes; Mugilidae. Gene Ontology annotation, biological process: regulation of lipid metabolic process; lipid homeostasis.
CCAAAUUGCACAACCCCCCAAAAGCUUCUUUGUUACCGCUUUAUUAUUUUCCCACUAAAGGCCAUGUUUGCCUCAGGCCAGCUAUAAUUUGAUUAAUCCACCGAAAGGGUAGCCAGACGCAUUGCUGUGGAGGGCACUGAGGAGCUUUUGAAGAGAUGGAGACUUUAGUCUUUUUAUUUUCAUUUUCUGCCCUUGGCAUUCUGUAUGCCAUGAACACCAUCCCCGAGUUUCAAGAGCCUUAUGUGAUCCUGGAGAUCGGUGUGGCUGUGCUGGUGAUUGUGUUUCUGUUCUACUUCCUCAUCACUCGUGGCAACCCACCUAAAGACCUCUUAUUCUUUGUUUUUGCUGAAUUUUCUUUUACUUGUAUCAUUGACCUGACGAGUGCCUUGGAAUAUGACGGCAUUAUAUCUGGUUUCAUGGAAUUCUACCAGAAGACAGGAGAGCCCUACCUGGGGACAGCAUAUGCCAUCAUGAUGUGUUACUGGGAUGGAAUAGCGCACUUUAUCAUGUACCUGCUGAUGAUCGGCAGGAUAACAGACAGGAAAGCCUACCGUACCCUGGGCUUGUUCUGGGCUGGCUCGUUGUGUGCCAACAUGAGUGUGUUUAUUUCUGGAAUAGUGGCAGGUAAAUAUGGGUCAGAGAUCCGGCCGGCAUUCUGGAUCAAUUUUCUCUUUCUUUUGAUGCCUAUAGUGGGAGCUGUCACACUUUUUACUAGGCCCAAGGACAGGCCACUAAUUGGUGGAUACAAUGCCAAGCACGCUCAGAGCAUGAAGCUGAUCUGGCGUCCCUUGGACAUGAUCCUGGUGGUGCUCCUGUUGGCGGCCAUGGCCUUCACCAUCCUCAGAGGUUUGGUGGCUCUGGAUUCUCCACUUGAAGUUUGUUCCUUGUACCUGAAGCAUUAUGAACCCUACCUGAAGGAUCCUGUCGGCUACCCCAAAGUCAUGAUGCUGCACUUGUUUUUUUAUGGACUCCCCCUGCUGGGUGCGUUCGUUUACGGCCUCCUCAGGCCCGGGUGCACAUGGAUGUCGGACUGGACGGUGUUCUGCGCCGGAGCAAUGAUCCAGUGCCAGUGGGCCCACAUCGGGGGAUCCCUCCACCCUCGUACCACAGCACCAUUUCGUAUCCCAAAUGACGUUUUCUGGUUGGUGCUGGUGGCCAACCUGCUCUACGCAGUCACUCCGAUCCUGGUGAUGCUGCGGGUUCAGAGCAAUCCCUAUUUCUUCCUGAAAAUCGCCCCCUUCCCUGGGGAGACUGGGCUGCCGUACAGCGAGGAGAAGGAUACCAAGUACAAAGAGAAAUGAUCGUCAUAAAUCUCCUCUCACCUUUGGAGUGAAUGACUUAUCUGAUAGUUCGUGGAGAGCUGUUUUAUUUCAAAUGCAAUAUUUCAAAAUGCCAAAAUACAAGAUUAUUUUGCUCAA